Molecule: messenger RNA, 1901 nt
Organism: Rhododendron vialii
Lineage: Eukaryota; Viridiplantae; Streptophyta; Magnoliopsida; Ericales; Ericaceae
Product: dihydrolipoyllysine-residue acetyltransferase component 4 of pyruvate dehydrogenase complex, chloroplastic
Exons: 8
Coding region: 240-1685 (481 amino acids)
Biological process (GO): pyruvate decarboxylation to acetyl-CoA
Cellular component (GO): chloroplast thylakoid; pyruvate dehydrogenase complex; chloroplast envelope
Molecular function (GO): dihydrolipoyllysine-residue acetyltransferase activity
Source: RefSeq, a predicted model, not a curated record
GGGUGCAUUUGAUAUUUACCAAAGUAUUCCAACGAACUCCAUGACAUUAUCAAUGCCUGGGCGAUGUUUAACACUGCGGAGAGCUCAAAGCCUCCAACCAACUUCCCCCCCUCGUCUUCUCCGCCCACUAUCUCUCUUUUUCUCUCUUAAAACGCAUUCUCUCUGUCUUUAUAGUUGAACAAUCUCACCUCCACCAAUCUCUCUCUCUCUCUCUCUCUCUCUCUCUCUCUCUCUCCGCAAUGGCUCCUCUGCUUCAAUCUAGGGCGCCAGCAAUGUCAUUCUCCUCGUCCGUCACCUCCUCCGGCCUCCAAUCCCGUCCCUUCACCGCAUUCCCCAUCCGCCCCCGCCGCAGGAUCCUGACCGUCCGAGCCAAGAUCAGGGAGAUCUUCAUGCCGGCCCUCAGCUCCACCAUGACUGAGGGCAAGAUCGUCUCCUGGAUCAAAUCCGAGGGCGACGUCCUCUCCAAGGGCGAGUCCGUCGUCGUCGUCGAGUCCGACAAGGCCGACAUGGACGUCGAGACCUUCUACGACGGCAUCCUAGCCGCCAUCGUCGUCGCCGAGGGCGAGGUCGCCCCCGUCGGCGCCCCCAUCGGCUUAUUAGCCGAGACCGAAGCCGACGUCCCCGAGGCCAAGGCCAAAGCCGCCGCCGCCGCCAGCUCAUCAUCGUCUAAUCUAUCCGCUCCUCCGCCGGCGGUGGCCUCCGCUCCGUCCCCGCCGCCCGUGGCGGUUGCUGCUGCUGCUGCUCCUGCUCCACCGGCGACAGGGCCGAGGAGGAUUGUGGUGACGCCAUACGCGAAGAAGCUGGCGAAGCAGCAUAAAGUGGAUGUUAAUUCGGUGGUUGGGACCGGGCCGUUUGGGAGGAUAACCGCGGCGGAUGUCGAAGCUGCUGCUGGGAUUGCGCCGUCGAAGAGUGCUCCUGCUGCUGUUGCGGCGGCUGCUGCUACUGCUGCUCCUGUGGUGGCAGCGGCGGCGGCUCCUAAAGCUGCCGGUGCAACUACGUAUCCUGAGAUUCCGGGGUCUACUGUUGUGGCCUUCACUGGGAUGCAAGCCGCUGUCUCAAAGAACAUGGUGGAGAGUCUGUCUGUACCAACUUUCCGAGUAGGGUAUCCUGUGACUACAGAUGCACUAGACGCUCUGUACGAGAAGGUUAAGGCAAAGGGAGUGACUAUGACUGCUUUGUUAGCGAAGGCUGCGGCAAUGGCACUUGCUCAGCACCCAGUUGUCAACUCUACCUGCAAGGAUGGGAAGAGUUUUACCUACAAUAGCAGUAUAAACAUUGCUGUUGCUGUAGCAAUUAACGGCGGUUUAAUAACCCCUGUUCUUCAGGAUGCCGAUAAGUUGGACCUUUACCUGUUAUCACAAAAAUGGAAGGAGUUAGUAGAAAAAGCUAGGGCCAAGCAACUUCAGCCCCAUGAGUACAACUCAGGGACUUUCACUCUUUCCAAUUUGGGCAUGUUUGGAGUGGACAGAUUUGAUGCUAUUCUUCCUCCGGGCCAGGGGGCUAUUAUGGCUGUUGGAGCAUCAAAGCCCACUGUUGUUGCUGAUGCAGAUGGAUUCUUCAGCGUUAAAAGUAAAAUGCUGGUGAAUGUUACAGCUGAUCAUCGAGUCAUCUAUGGCGCUGACUUGGCUGCCUUCCUCAAGACCUUCUCAAAGAUAGUUGAGAACCCAGAGAGCUUGACAAUGUAGACCAGGACUGGAUUCCUUGUGAAAUUAAGCAUUAGAGUAUCUCAGUUGAACAGAGUGCGGCUAAAGCAACUCAUUUGCGUCGGUAGCUCUAAUAUCUUCUACCAGUGUUUGCUAGUGUUGUGCUUUAUUCUUCUCUUACAUUUUACCAACAAACUCAGGCAUUUCCAUCCACCAGUUUUGAAACAGGGUAAUAAAAUUUACUAAAAAUUGCCAGUA